Molecule: messenger RNA, 1167 nt
Organism: Fusarium venenatum
Lineage: Eukaryota; Fungi; Ascomycota; Sordariomycetes; Hypocreales; Nectriaceae
Source: RefSeq, a predicted model, not a curated record
AUGGUAUCAACCCCUCUCACACAAGAUGAGGCUGCAGCUGCUAUAGUGUAUUUCGCCUUGUCCGGUGCCCUGUGUCCUCCAGAGGGUAAAGCAGUUGGCUAUUCAUUGCUGAACGCCACUCCAGACUAUUUCACUUGGUCUGCUACUUUGGAGGAGUUCGACGGACCUCCUGUACCUCCUAAUCGAUAUUUGAUCAAAAUCGAUAGGAGAUCAAAGAACAUAUCUCCUCCAUCCCCUAUUGAACAAGACUUUUCCGAAGCAAUCCUUUCUGCCACCGGCCAGCACCUGUCAUUAUGGGAAAGAUUCACAGAUGGCGCACUCAGCAUCUCGUACAAAGUGACAGUAAAGGAGAGCACCGAUUCGAUUUAUGUCGUUCAGCUAUGCCACCACGGGAAUGUUGCGUCAACGGACUCCUUGAUGUCCUAUAUCACCAAAACCAUCAGCCCUACACUCCUACCAGUACCCCCUGUGUACCCUAUUCCUCACGAGAAACAACGGCAGGAAACAACGGCAGGAAACAACUGGCAUGGGGAGGCAGAUAACCCAGGUGAUGCCAGGCGUAAUGUGCACCUCGCCUGCUGGGACAUCCCGUUCCCAGAACCAAAAUUGAUCGGAGAAGUGGUCGCCGAUUUGGUCAACGACGAGCUCAAUCUCAGGAUCGAUCCAGAUCGACAUUACAGUCUCGGCGGGCCAUUCUCCUCCGUACGAGAAUAUCUCCGUGCUUAUAUCAACGCAUCACUAGUCUCCCUCGAGAAGCAACAAGGAAUCGAUGAGUACAAGGCAUUGUAUCUUACGCGCAUCCGAAACUUUGUAUCCAACAGUCUUCACAACACCCCACAUAUCGUGGAGCAAAUACCAGUUGCCCUGUCACAUUCUGAUAUGGGUCCUCACAAUAUUAUUGUGUCUAGUGAAGAUAACACCGACAUCAAGGCCAUCAUUGAUUGGGAGUUCGUCGCCUCUGCACCAGUUGCAUCGUCCUAUCACAUUCUGGAAAUGUUCUUCCGCCAAAACGCUCCAAACGGGUUCGGUCAAGAAUACCCUCGUUCAGAUGAGCUCCGCCAAGCUUUCUGGGGUACCAUUCCCAAGUGGAAACUGGUUAACGAGAGUGAAACCACGCAGGUUUUCCUCGAGUGGAUGAAGUUUGGACUGUUUUUGAAGCCUGAGUAG